CUCGGUCUUCUGCGUCGUGAACGAGCACGUCGAAACGACGUUGACGUGAGGCUUCAAGAUGGCGGAAGCCUUGACGAGUCAGGAGGAACUGGCGGUGGAGGAGUUCCUGAGUGAGGUGCGUAGCAGGGAACAUCCCCACAGUGCUGCUCUGGUCUCUCAGCCGACCGCCGUCAAGUUCCUCAUGGCGCGCAAGUUUGAUGUCUCCCGAGCAACAGACCUCUUCCAGGCAUACAAGAACACGAGGAUUAAGGAGGGCAUCUUCAACAUUAACCCAGAAGAGGAACCUCUCCGUUCUGAACUGCUCAGCGGAAAGUUCACCGUCCUGCCUGGUCGUGAUGCUAAGGGUGCUGCUCUGGCUCUGUUCACCGCUCGUCUCCACCGCUCUGACGUCACUACCCAUAGGGCUGUGCUGCAGGCCAUCAUCUUUCAGCUGGACAAAGCCAUCGAGAGUGUUGACACCCAGAGAGAUGGUUUAAUAUUCAUCUAUGACAUGACCAACUCCAGCUAUGGGAACUUUGACUAUGAGCUCUGUGUCAAGAUCCUCGACCUCCUCAAGGGUGCGUUCCCAGCGCGUCUGAAGUGUGUGUUCAUCGUGUCGUCUCCUCUCUGGUUCAGAGCUCCCUUCGCCGUCCUCAGACUCUUCGUACGUGAGAAGCUGAGAGAGAGGGUGUGUACAGUGAAGGCCCACGAGCUGUCCAAUUACAUCCCAGUCUCUUCUCUUCCGGAACACCUGGACGGAACCUCCCGGUACAGCCACGUUGCCUGGAUACAGUCCUGCGUCAACACACACACCGCCCCAGGCGACGCGCACACACACCCGCACGACACACACGACUGCGUGGGCAGCCUGUUGCUCUCGUACAGCCUGGAGCCACACAACGCUAACGCCGCCGCUACGUUGGCCGCUACGCAAACCUCCAUAGACUCCCACUCAGAUUCGCCGCUGCUGUUAGCCUCCGAGCUAGCGUUAGCGGCUACGGCUAACUCCAACUGCUACGACGACAGUAAUGCUAACCCACACGUCCACUGUGGUACAGUGAACGGCAGGACUCGAGGCCGGGCCCAGAACAGCCCCCAGAGCUCUGGACCACAGAGGAAUCACCAACAUUGGAACGGGUCUGCCCGUAGCUACGGUGUCAAGGCAGGGUUGGGGGUUAAUACCGUUGUUGGGGUUGUUAGCGGCGCUAGCCCCAAUGCUAACAGCGUGAAUGGUCGCCAGCCCCCUCCCCAGUCGGACACGCCCCCGGACACACCCCUCCACCACAAAGUAGUAGGAAUUACGAUGAGUGACGGGUCAGAAACCCUCGACGACGGAACAGCGAACGAGGAAGAGCAGGAAGGAGAGGAGGAAGAGGAUGAGGUAGAUGGGGUGCCUCCUCUCCCUCAGAAGUCUCUCCCACGCCACCCUCAACCCCCGCCGUCCCAGUGCCCCUCACUCAGCGGCGCGUCACAGCCGGACGAGGACCCUUGUCCCCAGGAAGAGGUGUCCGUACACAUGCCUGACGGGGUAGGGAUGAACGUGUUGGAGCUGGUGGAGCACGUGAAGAAGAGGAAGAAGAAAGGAAUCUACCAGGAGUAUGAAGAGAUACGCAAGGAGCCUCCUACUGGUAGCUUUGACUACAGCAAAAAGCUGUCCAAUCAGAUCAAGAACAGGUACAGUGAUGUCCUCUGUCUGGACCAAUCACGUGUCAGACUCUGCCAGCUCUGUGAUGAUGAGGACGAGACGUCAGACUACAUCAAUGCUAGUCUUAUGGACGGCUACAAGAGGAGCAACGCUUAUAUCGCAACUCAGGGUCCUCUGCCGAAGACGUUUGGUGAUUUCUGGCGCAUGGUGUGGGAGCAGAUGGUGCUGAUAGUUGUCAUGACUACCAGGGUGGUAGAGCGAGGGAGAGUAAAGUGUGGUCAGUACUGGCCGAAAGAGGAGGGGGACAACGGAGCAGCAUGGACACUUCCUGGUUAGGAACACAUCCAUCCAGCUAUAUCAGGACUUCAGACUGUCUCACCUGGAACUAUACAACAGCCAGGUACACACACACACACACACA
This is a messenger RNA of Oncorhynchus tshawytscha (Chinook salmon), 2045 nucleotides long. Its product is annotated as tyrosine-protein phosphatase non-receptor type 9-like. The coding region runs from base 59 to 1960 and encodes 633 amino acids. NCBI's taxonomy places the organism in Eukaryota, Metazoa, Chordata, Actinopteri, Salmoniformes, Salmonidae. Gene Ontology annotation, cellular component: membrane. The transcript is spliced from 11 exons. Gene Ontology annotation, biological process: protein dephosphorylation. The record is from RefSeq and is a predicted model, not a curated record. Gene Ontology annotation, molecular function: phosphatidylinositol bisphosphate binding; protein tyrosine phosphatase activity.